This is a messenger RNA of Laetiporus sulphureus 93-53, 834 nucleotides long. RefSeq lists its product as uncharacterized. Lineage: Eukaryota; Fungi; Basidiomycota; Agaricomycetes; Polyporales; Laetiporaceae. The transcript is spliced from 4 exons. The coding region runs from base 154 to 783 and encodes 209 amino acids. The record is from RefSeq and is a predicted model, not a curated record.
AUGCUCUCAUGUGGCUCCCUGUUAUCGCUCCCGAUCAGUGACCUCGUACGUAUGCAUACACGGGACGUGCCCUUGUGGGUAUAAGUAGCGGACAGUCUUGCCUUGGGUGGAACAGCGUAUCCCUCCCACCCCGGACCAUAUAUCAACUCAAACAUGUCGUUGCCGUGCAUUGAAGUCGCAGAAACACCGUCCACAGAGGCCUUCCUCGCGAAUCCGAAGGACAAGAGCCUCGUACAGCCAGCGCUUGAUCUGCUCAAGAACUCGAAAGGCAUUGUCAAGAGCUACUAUGGUCUCCAGUCUGAGGAGGAAAAGCAUUUCUAUGUGUACAACGUCUGGGAGAGGCUGCAGGACCACGAGAACCUUCAGGCAGAUGCGGUCAACUACCCAAUUCUCCAGCAGCAUUGCUUGAAAGUGAUGGCAGGCGCGCCGAACGUGAUCCACAUCCAACCUGCGGCGGAGCCUUACAAGGCGCUCAGUGCUCCCACGACCGAGCUUGGGUUCAUCACCAUUAAGCCCGGAGUUUCGAAGGCAACAGUCGAGGCGAAGACGAAGGAGCUUGUUGCGAAUGCGAACAAGCUUCCCGCAGAGUGGGGCGUGAUUUCUGCCGUGUGGGGCCGUGUUGUUGAGAAGGACGACACUUUAGCUCUGGUCAUCGGAUGGACGUCGGUGGAGCAACACUGGAAGACGGUGUCAACGGUGCCAGAGGUUGUCGCGCAACUGGAUGAUAUGCGCAAGGUAGCAGACAUCGCGCUCACCCAUUCGGAGCUGUCUGAGUGGAAGUAACGGAGAGGCUGGUGGGCCGUUGUAGGCUUCUCAGGAAGUGACUCGAGAGUA